Anolis carolinensis (green anole) is the source of this 5394-nucleotide messenger RNA. It is a transcript of the gene spata18, whose product is annotated as spermatogenesis associated 18. Gene Ontology annotation, biological process: mitochondrial protein catabolic process; mitophagy by internal vacuole formation. Gene Ontology annotation, cellular component: mitochondrial outer membrane. Lineage: Eukaryota; Metazoa; Chordata; Lepidosauria; Squamata; Anolidae. The record is from RefSeq and is a predicted model, not a curated record. Bases 288 to 1817 code for a protein of 509 amino acids. The transcript is spliced from 12 exons.
CCCUGGCAGGAGGGGCGGAGGGAGGAAAGGAGGCGCCCUUCCCCGGCGUUGCCACAACUCCAGGCGUCCCUUGGCACCGACGUCAGUUUGGUCAACAAUCGCCGGGUAUAAAGCGCUCCAAUCACGGCGAGGCAGGAGGGGGGCCCAGGCACGGCGGCUCAGAGCGUGAGUGUCCCGCUUUGGCAGCGCGGGGAGCGAACCCAUGCCCUCGCGGGUGGCCCGGCAGCCCAGCCCAGGUCGCCCCCGUCUUCCCGAGCCCCCUUCCCCCCGCAGCGCCACCGGGGGCCAUGGCGGAGAGCCUCCGGAGGAUGAUCAGCAACGAGACGUGCAGGGUCUUGCAGGAGAAGCUGGAGCGCUGGUAUCAGGAUUAUCAUAUUAACUCAUGUGAUCAGAAUCUGACCCGAUGCUGUGAAAUUAUGGAACUGAACUCCAUGAUCCAGGGACAACUUUUCACAAUCCUCAAUCAAACAUGUCAACAAGGUGGGCAGUACGCAGGCAUGGAAGUUAUUAAAUCUCGGCUCCUGCCAUGGCUAGGGUCUUGUCUUUGUAGCUAUUCUCCUGGAAGGCCUCUUGAAGCAAACUCUUCGCGCUUGCAGGAUUCACUGGAGAAAGACAGGACACUGAGGGAACUGUCCACUUCUCAGAGCCAUGAAAUAAAACAGCUGGAGAAAGAACUGAACGCCACUCGUUUGCAACUCAAUCUCGUAAAACAAGAUCUUGCAGAUACCCAAUUGGCUCUUGAGGACACAAAGGCCAAGUCAGCCACCACCAUUUUGGCAGCCGAGGAUGAAAUUGUUCAGCUAAAAGCAGAUCUAAAGGCUUCUCGAACAAAAGAAGAGUGUGCUCUGAUCAACCUGGAGCGACUGAAUGAGUAUGAGAAGCAGGUACUAACUCUGAAGGAUGAGAUUGCUGUCCUCGCUGCUCAGAAAUCGGUUCUGCAAAGCAAACUUGCACGGAGUCGGUCACCUUCCCCAAUAUCUGCCCGAAGUAGAUCUCCCAGCCCACCUCCAAUGAAGAGCUUCUCAUCUGGCCGUGCAAGACUCUCAAAUGCUUCCCGUCACGCUCACCUUGUGGAACGCUUCAGUGAUAUUUAUACUCAGGAACGCUUGGAUGCUCAAACUCUCUUGAGGAGUUACAUUGACGAUCUGGAGAUUGUGCAAAGAAUCAUCUACAUCGCAGCUGUGGAAUCUUUCCAGGUUGCAAAGAGGGCAUUCAGACAGUUCAAAAUGCGUGUUAGAAAGACUCUGUCCCUGAGUUACUCCGGUUCUGAAUCACUCGAAGACAUGGUGAUGGAUUAUAUCAUUCGCCAGGAGGAUCUCUAUGAUGUUCAGUCCAGUGUCAAUGAUGUCAUCUGUGCAAUGAACACCAAUCCUCAGAUUUCCUUCCCCCCAGAAGUUGAUUUUAUCAUGAUCAGUAGUUUAAUACGGGAGUUGUGCCGGGUAGCCUUUUCCAUGCAGACUUUGGAUCCUCCGCUCGAUGUUUCAUUUGGUACAGAUGGAGAACUUUUUAGCGAAUACAAAUACCGCCGCAGCUAUGACUCUGAAUUCACAGCUCCGCUGGUGGCCUACCAUGUGUGGCCUGCUCUCAUGGAAGAAGAUUCUGUCAUCGUGAAGGGAGAGGUAGUCACAAGAAGAGGUGCUCUAUGGUCUCACAGAAGUAGAAGCAGAAGCAGAUGCCGCAGUCGCAGCCUGAGCCCUCUGUCUCGCAGUGCUGGCUACACCCGACACUUGCGAUCUCGAAACCGCAGCCCUUCCCCGUUAAGGAGCGGAAGCCCAAGUAAGUGGGCCUAUUCAGAACUUAGACGAUCAUGGCUUUAAAAUGCUCGAAUAAUCAAGUAAACAGAAAAUACGAUGAUUAUUCAGUGUUAUUUUUCUUCAAAACAGCACUGUUCCUUAGUGAUUCUCCACGAACGUAAGAGUGUUUUUGUUCUUUUAGUAUCUUUAAAAGGCUUCUGAUUUGGAUCUAUGCUUGGUCUCCAGUUUUCUUUGAUCUCCAGGUCUCAGGUCAUCCAAAUGGCUACUAUCUCAAUAUCUGCUGCAGGUAGACAACUAUACAAUGAUAUCUGCCAAUGGUUCCUCUGAGGUUCCUUCUACACUGCCAUAUAAAGUCCAGAUUAUCUGCUUUGAACUGGAUUAUAUGGCAGUGUAGACUCAUGAUCCAGUUCAAAGCAGAUAAUGUGUAUUAUCUAUUUUGAUAAUCUGGAUUAUAUGGCAGCGUAGAAGGGGCUUGAGAGCUCUCUUUGGGGAUAUAAUGCCUAAUACUCAUCAUCCAACACAAAGCUAAGCAUUUUGAAAUGAAUGGAUAGGAUCCAAAACUAUCCUUUUGACACUAACUGUGGUGAGCAGUGGCUUCUAUGUGUGCUAAAUCUGCUCUGGGUUUUAUUCCAGACUUUAAAGGAGCCCACGAUGGCGCAAUGGGUUAAACCCUUGUGCCGGCAGGACUGAUGGCCAAAAGAUCAACGAUUUGAAUCCGGGGAGCGGGGUGAGCUCCCAUCUGUCAGCUCUAGCUUCCCAUGCAGGGACAUGAGAGAAGCCUUCCACAGGAUGGUAAAACAUCCAGGCAUCCCCCAGGCAACGUCCUUACAGAUAGCCAAUUAUCUCACAUCAGAAGUGACACAGUUUCUCAAGUCACUUCUGACAUGAAAAAAGGGGUCUGAAUCCUAUCCUCUAAAUAAAUUCAGCAACUUGGGCCAUUAUUUUAAAAUCUGGAAUAAAGUCUGGUUUAGAUUGAUUAUAUUCACGAAGGCUUUGACCAGUUCUGCCAUGUGAAACUAUUUUCAUCUGUGGAAUGGGAGGCGAGUAAUUAUUAUUUCCUUGGAUACACUUCUGCACCCUCAGAAUCUUCUCCAAGGAGCUGAGAAACUUGCUAUAUUCAGUGUUUUAGAUAGGUUUCAGGAAAGAGAAUAAGAUCUUGUUAUUCUAAGUGAUAUGAUUCUACGAUUGAUACAGGUUGAGCAACUCUUAUCCAGAAUUCUGAUUCUGAAAUACUCCAAAAGUGUCUGCAUGGAUGGCGGAGAUAGUGGCAUCUUUCAUCUCUGAUGGUCCCGUGUACAUGAACAUUGUUUCAUGCAGAGAAUUAUUAAAAUAUUGUCUAAACUUAUUUUCAGGCUACGUGAUUAAGGUGCUUGUGAAUCACAGGUGAAUUUCAUCUUUAGACUUGGGUCCCUUCUCCAAGAUAUAUCACUGUGUAUGUACAUGGAAAUACAGGUGUUCCAAAAUCGGAAAAAUUCCACAAUCCAAAACAUGUCUGGUCCCAAGCAUUUCUGAUAAGGGAGACUCACUUUAUAAUAGUCAUUAAAUGGCCAUAUCUUUCUGGGAAAUAUCAGUUCUGUGACCAUUAUUACACUUUAUACUGGAUCCUUAAAUAAUUAAGAGUGCAAUUCUAUACAGGUCUACUCAAGUAUGAGUCUUGCACCUUACUGGAAGCACACAGAGCUUUAAAUUCAUCGUUAGAUUUUUAAAGUUCCAAACUGAAAUGUUUAUUUUUCUCCAAUAGGAAUUUAGCUUAACUGGAUAUGAGUUUGUUGAGUCUCGUAUACUUCUGGAUCAGUCGGCUUCUAUUGUGCCUUCUCCUGUUCCGAGAGUACCUCAAACAUCACUAAAAAUAUUGUGAACAGCAGUUUUGAACCAUUCCAAAUGGAGAGUGAAUUGGGAUUUAUUUUAAUGGGUUUUUAUAAUAUUGGAAUUUUUUUUUUAAAAAAGAAAUGAAUGUAAGAGAUUCAAUCAGAAAUUACAUAUGUAUUUUAGGAUGAUAUUUGAUUUUUAAAAUGUUUACAUAAGUCUUUUGAGCAAAGGGCAAGUUUUUUUUCACAAAUAUAUAGGCACAGAUAAUACAGUGCCACAUCAGUCUGUAUUUCAUGUUCACUCACGUACGAAAUCAGUUAUGUCUUCAGCAUUACAAGGAGUGGUGAUUGGUUGCUCCAAUGUCAGUGGAGCAGGAAAUCCACUACAUAUUUUAAUCCAGGCUUUGAAGAUCUAUCUAGUGGCCUGAAAUCUAUCUUCAAAAUGGGUUGAGCACAUUGGAUAGCUCAUUGAAAGCUUGCCAAAACCUAGAAUGGAUUUCUACCUCACUAACAUGGGAGCCAACAACCUGUCCUUAUGACAUGCUAUAAAACUAGCAUCUAUUUAAAAAAUAGAUGCCAUUUUGUGGUGCUUUUUAUAGGCACAAUCUAAGUUGAGUACAAUAAAAUCCCAUUUAAUCAAUGGGAUUCCAAAAUGUUUAACACUGGAUAAAAUAAAAACGCUCACAAAAGCACAGAUAAUGGAUAAUCAUAUUACAGUCUUUGAUUGACUUGCAAUGAAAAUAGCAUAUGGAUUUCAUGUAUAUCUGUUGAUGUAUUGGGUUGGAUCCUUAUUGAGUCAUAGAGUAGAACAGUUCAAAUCCAUGGGACUUAGGCCUCUUCUAUACUGUCAUAUAAAUCCAGAUUAUCUGUUUUGACCGGAAUUUUAUGGCAGCCCAGACUCAUAUGCAGCUCACGGUGGUGCAGUGGGUUAAACCAGCUGACUUGUUGACUUAAAGGUCUUGGGUUCGAAUCCGGGAAGCAGGGUGAGCUUCUACCAACCUAGGAGUUUGAAAAUAUGCAAAUGUAAGUAGAUCAAUAAGUACCGCUCCAGCGGGAAGGUAAUGGCACUCCAUGCAGUCAUGCCAGCCACAUAACCUUGGAGGUGUCUACGGACAACAGCGGCUCUUUGGCUUAGAAAUGGAGAUGAGCACCAACCCCGAGAGUCGAACACGACUAGACUUCAUAUCAUGGGAAAAUUUUUCCCUUUACCUUUAUCUCGACUCAUAUCAUCCAGUGAAUUAUCUGCAUUUAUAAUCUGAAUUAUAUGGCAGUGCAGAAGGGGCCUUAAAUUAGUCACUCUAUUAAUUUCUAGUCUGAAUAUGACUUAAAUUUGUCUCCUGUCCAUUAUUUUACCAUAACCCUUGGUGCUGACAUCAGUAUGUUUUUCUGAGAUAUGUUUUUCCAUAUAUUUUCCAUUCUUCAUCAGCACAAGUGAUACAACCUUUUGUGGGCUUAUGUUAUUACAUAGGGCUUUAAGAUUGGUCAAAUAUUUAGUCUAAUGACUAGUCUUUUUGUUCAGAUCCUGAACCUGGUGCUUCAGUAGAGUGUGGAAAUGCCUUGAUUCAUUAAUACAAACCAAGAUGGAAUUAAUUGAUUUUUGUCAUAUAAUUAUUUGACUUUGUGUGGGGAAGGGGGGAAUCUCAUGAUUUAUUUUUCUGGCUUCAUUUAUGUACAACUUUCUAAACCCGUUUACUUUUUUUAUCAGUGUGAGGGUGCUUUGAGAUUUUGUUUAUGGUUGCAAAUUUUACAGCUAGGUGAGGUACUGUUUACAACAAAGUUGCAUCUAUUUUGGAAAAUGUAUGCAUCUACUUGAAAUAAAUGAUUGAAUUGGA